Molecule: messenger RNA, 731 nt
Organism: Blepharisma stoltei
Lineage: Eukaryota; Ciliophora; Heterotrichea; Heterotrichida; Blepharismidae
Source: the annotation of a GenBank genome assembly
AUGGAAGACCAGAAACUUAAAAAAACAGCUGGACGAGAGCAGGCGAUAAAGCAUUUUCAAGAAGAAGGCUAUGAAAGAGAGCUUAGAAAAGUGAUGGUGGCUAUUUAUAAUAGAGAAAAAGAUUCAGAGUUUUCAGUUAAGGAUGGGAUGAAAUAUAGGGAUUUUGAAGAGGUUUGAAAAGGAAAUAUGGAGUUUGGGCAAUUUAAGGGGAAAGACUAUAUUGUUUUGAGAAAAUUAUGAAUGAGAUAUGGAAAGAGAAUGAGGCAUGGGAGAAUUCAAAAAACCACCAUAGAGUGGGAACUUCGGAGUCGUCUGAUAGUAGUGCGAAAAAAAUAGCAAAGCCGAAGCUGGUAGAAACUUCGAGUACUUCAACAUUGAAAAAAUCGUCAGGGAGUUUAUUUUUAAGAAGUGAGCAAGAAAUUGCUAUACCUUAUUAAAAUAUUUUAUAUAUAAGAAUUUUUUAGAUAUUUAUUUAUAAGAAAUAGCAUAGCUUUUCAGAAUUUUCACAAACACCUAAAGGUAGUUUCGGACGAGCGAAAAGAAUGAAUUAUGAAGUAAAAAAUCCAACACCAGGUCCUGCAGCUUAUAGAGUGGAUGACUCCUUGCUUAAAAGCAAGUCUCCAAAAGCUGUGAUGCCGUCUGGAGGAAAACGCUUUAAUUUUGUAAUUAACCCAGAUACUCCAGGCCCAAAUCAAUACUAUCCUUCAAGACGAUGUGUCUCAAAAUUUUAA